AGAUGCCAUAUAGAUACCCCUAUCUCCCGAAAAUUGAUUGAAGAAACUCAAGUUUCAUAUUCUAGCGAAGAGGUUAGCUGUGUGAGGACACUGAAAUGUUCAUCGUGCAGUUUCAAUACGGAAAAGGUUAAGAAAAAUACAGGAAGACAAAAAAGAAAAUUUCUGUUUCACAAAUAUCCAAGAGAAGACUAUUUUGCGAAUAAUAACAUAAUAUUGCAUGGAAUUUGAUAGCUCCUGUUCCUACUAUAACAAAUACCAACAUGCUAUAUUUAUAUGAAAGACUAAUAUAGCUUUCAACAAGAAUAUAUCAAGAUUUGAAAACUAAGCAGCCCAUUGUGGAUUACUGCAUUGAUGUGAGGCAUAUUAAAGAUUCUAAAAGGCUAUUUCAUAAGAUCCAUGUGUUGCCAUCUGUAUACAAGUGAUUAAUUUAUCCUGUGGAUCAGUGAUGGAAAUGGGACAGUUAACUACAAGGAAAGGAUUUCUGCUUGAACAUAAAACUAUUGGAUAUAGUGCAAAAAUAAUUUUGAUGAAGCUGCUGGUCUCUUUAUAAAUGGAGAGUGGAUGCCUUUAGAUGAUGUACUUUCAGAUAAGGCAAAAGAAGAUGGUUGUUUUCAGGCAAAGUCAUCCAAAGAGAGAGCUGUCCACUUUAUAAUGAGUCAGAUUUUCUAUCAGGAGCUGGAAAGUCCAGAUGCAUUGGAGAUGGAGGCUGUAUUUGAUCUUCCUGACUUUACAGAUGAUAUAACCAUUCUCUGGCAGAAUGGUACAGCAGUUGGAUUUUACAGUACAAAACAGAAAGGUGUAACAGAUGAACGAACAGCUGAGCAGUAUCCAAUGGUCACUCUUGACUCUAUAUAUGUCUCCCCAUUUCAUCGACGAUGUGGAGCUGCUACAAAGUUGCUUGAGCAUCUUGCUGCAACUCAUUGUGAUCAAGAUAUUGCUGUUAGUACGCCUAUCUCAUCCACAAUGAGAAAAGUGCUGAAGAAAUUUCUUGCAGAGAGACCAACAUACCGGCGAAAAUUUUGGGAAGUAGAAGGGACAGGACAAGAAGGAGACAGAAAAUUGAUAUGGUAUUCUCUGCUGAAGAAAGAAAGACUGUUACAGAAGACUGAAAGAAGUAAUUCACAAGUUCCUAUUUAGUCCUUCGAAGAACAAAAACCUAUGAAUGAAAAUUUUAGUAAUGUUUGUUAUGCCAAUUCAUCAGAACCAUGGAGGAGAGUGGAGAGAGAGAGAAUAAACUAAGUUUCUCCCAAACAUUUCUUCUGUUAAUGUAUAACUUUUUAUGUUCAUUUAUAUGGCAUCUCUUCUUCAUAAUGAAAUCUACAGCACA
This is a messenger RNA of Schistocerca cancellata (South American locust), 1327 nucleotides long. Its product is annotated as protein FAM169B-like. Gene Ontology annotation, molecular function: acyltransferase activity, transferring groups other than amino-acyl groups. The transcript is spliced from 6 exons. Bases 562 to 1137 code for a protein of 191 amino acids. NCBI's taxonomy places the organism in Eukaryota, Metazoa, Arthropoda, Insecta, Orthoptera, Acrididae. The record is from RefSeq and is a predicted model, not a curated record.